Messenger RNA from Chanos chanos (milkfish), 1851 nucleotides. It is a transcript of the gene ghdc, whose product is annotated as GH3 domain containing. Gene Ontology annotation, molecular function: acid-amino acid ligase activity. Gene Ontology annotation, cellular component: cytoplasm. The transcript is spliced from 10 exons. The coding region runs from base 1 to 1806 and encodes 601 amino acids. Lineage: Eukaryota; Metazoa; Chordata; Actinopteri; Gonorynchiformes; Chanidae. The record is from RefSeq and is a predicted model, not a curated record.
AUGCCUCGUCCUUUACCCACGGCGCUCGGCUUACUGUCACUCGGCGGAAUGGCUCUUAUUUGGAGAGAUAUACGCUGGAGAGUGAAGGGAGAGAACCGAACAGUAGGAAGUCUUCUCAAUCAGUACCUGGCUGUAAAGGUGGUUGGUUGGCUGGGAAAGCGCCAGCGAGACCGCUUGGAGACAGAUACACAGAACAUACAACGAGUCCAGGAAGAAACGCUCCUCAAACGCCUUAAAAAGAAUGCAGACACUUACUAUGGAAAACAAUACGGGUUCCACUCAAUCAAAGACACCGAGUCAUUCCGCCAGCGUCACCCAGUAACGGGCUAUGAGCAUUACAGGACACUGGUGCAGCGCGUGGCGGCAGGAGAGGAGAAGGUUCUAAUUGCAGAGAAGCCACUGAUCCUUGCCAUGACAUCGGGCACAUCUGGGGCCAGCAGCAUGCUCCUGAGCACCAAAGACACCAACACUGAGUUUUUCCUACAGGGAGUGGCAGUGUGUCUGGAUGCCAUGAGAAGAGCUUUCCCUGCCAGUGAGAGCCUCCAGCGCACUCUCAAGCUCUUCUAUACUCCUACUUUCCGCCAGUCAGAAGCCGGCAUACCCAUUGGACCCAACUCCUCCACUCCUGCCUCUUCACGACACAUGCUGAACCUCUACACCACCCCUGCCCCUGCCUUUCAGGUGCCAAGUGAACGGGAUACGUUGUAUCUGCAUCUGCUGUUUGCACUAAAGGACCGUAGUGUGGGCACUCUGGAGUCAAAUUUUGCAUCCACUGUAUUUUAUGCCUUCAGGGCUUUGCAGGAACGUUGGCAGGAACUGGUAGAAGACAUUGAGUUUGGUCGGGUGAGCCCAAAGUUGGAGCUGGAGGCCGGCGUGCGUGCUGCUCUGGAGAAACUCGUGAAGCCGGACCCAGGGAGGGCUGCGGAGAUCCGAGCCCAGUUUGAAGAGGGUUUUGAGGGCAUUGCUCUCAGGAUCUGGCCUCAGUUAAAUCUAGUUCUGGCUGUGGACUCUGGAUCAAACCAGAUCUAUGGGGAGAUGCUCCGACAGCACUACUGCAAAGGCGUGCCCUUCUAUUCACCAUUUUACGCUGCCACUGAAGGUCUGAUAGGUGUAAACCUGUGGCCAUUGCAGGAGAAGAGACAGUACCUGCUCUGCCCCCGUUCCAUGUUUUGUGAGUUUCUGCCAGAAGCUAGUCUAGAUGCUGAAGAACCUCAGACACUCCUUAUGGAUCAGGUACAGGAGGGACAGAACUAUGAGCUCAUCGUCACCAAUGCCUCUGGACUUUUCAGGUAUCGCAUUGGUGACAUCGUUAAAGUAGUUGGAUUCCACAACCAGUGUCCAGUGGUGGAAUUUCAGUACAGGCGGGGUCAGAUGCUGAACGUUCGAGGUGAAAAGGUCACAGAGGCAUUGUUUCUGGGUGCUCUGAAACGAGCUGUGGAGCAGUGGCCAGGGGCCAAACUCAUAGACUACUGUUGUGCUGAGAGCGGCAUUCUGGGUGACUUAUCUGGAGGAGCCCAGCCCCAUUACCAGGUGUUUUUGGAGCUGAAGGGAGUGAGGAACCUUUCUGAGGAACAAAGAGAUAAGUUGGACCGCUGCCUUCAGGAAGACUCGGCAGUCUAUAGGUCUUUCCGUAUCAAGGGCAGUAUUGGACCAAUGAGAGUUCAGCUCGUUAGUGAUGGGGCUUUUCAAGAACUGAAAGGUCGGAUGAUGGAAUUCUCCAGUACCUCACCCAAUACCUUUAAGAUGCACCGGGUUAUCCGCAGGAAAGAGUAUGCUGAUUUCCUCCUGGGAAAAACUAUCUCCUGAGACACUGCUUGGAAGCAUCUAGGCCAUAUUGGACAUCUUGCCAUG